AUGAACUGGUUCAUUAAUGGUGAAAUUUUGGAGACCAAGGCUGGUUUGCUUGGUGAUGGUGGCAAGAUGUGGCUCAAAUGCUUGGAGAAAGUUUCAGGGAAUAGUUGCAAGAUCCAUCAUCACUACUACCAGUAUAUUGGUUCCAAGAGAAUUAGAAAAACAUGGUGGAGAAAGCUUUUGGUCGCAUGGAUAGUUGGUUGGAUCGCUGUCUCUUUAUGGAUCUUUUGGUACAUGAGCUCACAAGCUUUUGAGAAGAGGAAAGAAACCCUUGCAAGUAUGUGUGAUGAGAGGGCUAGGAUGCUACAGGAUCAGUUUAAUGUGAGCAUGAACCACGUGCAGGCCAUGUCCAUUUUGAUCUCAACUUUUCACCAUGGCAAAAACCCUUCUGCUAUUGACCAGAGGACUUUUGCAAAGUAUACGGAAAGAACCGCUUUUGAGAGGCCCCUCACAAGUGGUGUGGCAUAUGCUGUAAGGGUACUCCACUCUGAACGGGAACAAUUCGAGAAGCAACAAGGCUGGACAAUUAAGAGGAUGGAUAGCUUUGAACAAAAUCCAGUGCAUAAGGAUGACAAUGCCCCUGAAGCAUUGGAGCCAUCCCCAAUUCAGGAAGAAUAUGCUCCUGUCAUCUUUGCACAGGAUACCGUUGCACAUGUGGUUUCCCUAGAUAUGCUGUCAGGAACAGAAGAUCGUGAAAAUGUAUUACUUGCUAGAGCAUCAGGAAAGGGGGUUCUAACUGCUCCUUUCAGGUUACUCAAAACUAACCGUCUCGGAGUUAUUUUGACUUUUGCUGUCUACAAGACAGAGUUUCCUUCUAAUGCAACUCCCAAUGAGAGGAUUCAAGCAACUGACGGGUACCUUGGAGGAAUCUUUGACAUUGAAUCACUUGUGGAGAAGCUACUUCAACAGCUUGCAAGCAAACAGACUAUCCUAGUGAAUGUGUAUGAUACCACCAAUCUGUCUCACCCUAUCAGCAUGUAUGGUUCAAAUGUAUCAGAUGAUGGGCUGGAACAUGUCAGCCCCCUUAAUUUUGGAGAUCCUUUCAGAAAGCAUGAGAUGCACUGCAGAUUCAAACAAAAACCACCAUGGCCUUGGUUAGCGAUAACAACAUCAAUUGGCAUCCUUGUGAUCGCAUUGCUUAUUGGGCACAUAUUCCAUGCGACUAUAAAUCGAAUUGCUAAAGUUGAAGACGAUUACCAUUGGAUGAUGGAGCUUAAAAAACGAGCCGAGGCAGCUGAUGUUGCAAAAUCUCAGUUUCUUGCUACAGUUUCCCAUGAGAUCAGAACCCCAAUGAAUGGUGUUCUAGGAAUGCUGCAUAUGCUUAUGGACACAGAUCUAGAUGCGACUCAGCAAGACUACGUUAGAACUGCACAAGACAGUGGAAAAGCUCUAGUCUCACUUAUUAAUGAGGUGUUGGAUCAAGCAAAGAUUGAAUCUGGUAAGAUUGAGCUCGAGGCAGUGCAGUUUGAUCUGCGGGCAAUCAUGGAUGAUGUAUUGGCACUCUUUUCUGGCAAGGCUCAUGAGAAGGGAGUUGAGUUGGCAGUUUAUGUGUCUGAUGGUGUUCCUGAAAUGCUAAUUGGUGAUCCAGGGAGGUUUCGGCAAAUUAUUAUCAAUCUCAUGGGAAAUUCAAUUAAAUUUACAAAGAGAGGGCACAUCUUUCUCACUGUUCAUCUUGUUGAGGAGGUGAUGGACUCAAUAGAUGUUGAGACAGAAUCAUCAUCAUGGAACACCUUGAGUGGUUUGCCUGUUGCAGAUAGACGCCGGAGUUGGGCAGGAUUUAAGACUUUCAGUCCAGAGAUCUCGAGUCAUACUCUCUUGCCAUCCUCGUCUGACCUUGUCAAUCUAAUGGUGUCAGUUGAGGAUACAGGAGAAGGGAUCCCUCUAGAAGCCCAAUCUCGUGUUUUUACUCCUUUUAUGCAGGUUGAUCCAUCCAUUUCCCGAAAAUACGGAGGCACAGGCAUUGGCCUAAGCAUAAGCAAGUGUUUGGUUGACCUCAUGAAUGGGGAGAUUGGCUUCGUUAGCAUACCAGAUAUUGGGUCCACCUUCACGUUCACUGCUGAAUUUAGCAGCAGCUGCUCCAAUUCAAAUGACUCCAAGAACCAGAAGCAGAGAAUAAAAAGUCAAUACAACAAAACGCCUUCAGAAUUUCAGGGCAUGACUGCACUAGUUGUUGACCCCAAGCCUGUUAGGGCCAACGUUUCAAGAUAUCAGAUCCAGCGGCUAGGAGUACAUGUUGAAUUGGUUUCUGAUUUAAAUCAGGGUUUGUCUAGCAUAAGCAAUGAAAAUAGAGUUGUCAAGAUGGUCUUUGUCGAACAGGAAGUUUGGGAUAAGGAUUCAAUCAUGUCAGCUCUCUUUGUCAAUAACUUAAAAAAAAUUGAGUCUGGAGUUUCUCCAAAACUAUUCCUUUUGGGAAAUUCUCUCAGUUCUUCCAGAACAAACACUGCGACUUCUGAUGUUUAUACCCUCAGUGUCAUAACCAAGCCCCUCAAGGCAAGUAUGCUGGCUGCAUCUCUACAACGAGCAAUGGGUGAGAAUAAGGGGAAUCCCCGCAAUGGAGAACACCCUAGUUUGUCUCUUCGCAACCUUCUUGAUGGAAGAAAAAUUCUUAUUGUAGAUGACAAUAAAGUGAACCUCAUAGUAGCUGCUGCUGCUUUGAAGAAGUAUGGAGCUGAAGUUGUCUCUGCAGAUAGUGGAGAAGAGGCGAUCAAAUUGCUCAAGUCACCUCACCAAUUUGAUGCCUGCUUCAUGGAUAUCCAAAUGCCAGAAAUGGAUGGGUUUGAAGCUACAAGGAGAAUUCGGGAUAUGGAGUCAAAUGGGCAUAUACCAAUACUGGCAAUGACUGCAGAUGUGAUCCAGGCUACAUACGAGGAAUGCAAAAGAUGUGGAAUGGAUGGAUAUGUUUCCAAGCCAUUUGAAGCUGAACAGCUCUAUCAGGAAGUUUCGCGUUUUUUACAGCCGACUUCCAAUGCGAAUUUAUAG
Molecule: messenger RNA, 2976 nt
Organism: Dovyalis caffra
Lineage: Eukaryota; Viridiplantae; Streptophyta; Magnoliopsida; Malpighiales; Salicaceae
Source: the annotation of a GenBank genome assembly